UGGCAUGGGAGGCAUGAUCAUCGUUCUGCUCAUCUGCAUUGUCUGGUUUCCCCUUCUCUUCAUGUCCUUGAUCAAAUCUGUGGCGGGGGUCAUCAACCAGCCCCUGGACGUCUCGGUCACAAUCACCCUGGGAGGGUACCAGCCUAUUUUCACAAUGAGUGCACAGCAAAGCCAGUUGAAAGUUAUGGAUCAGCCCAAGUUUAAUAAAUUUAUGAAAGCUUUUUCUAGGGACACUGGUGCUAUGCAAUUUCUGGAAAAUUAUGAAAAAGAAGACAUAACUGUAGCAGAACUGGAAGGAAACUCAAAUUCUUUGUGGACCAUCAGCCCUCCCAGUAAGCAGAAAAUGAUAAGCGAACUCAUGGACCCCAAUAGUAGCUUCUCUGUUGUUUUUUCAUGGAGUAUUCAGAGAAACAUGAGUUUGGGUGCAAAGGCAGAAAUUGCAACCGAUAAGCUUUCUUUUCCUCUUAAAAAUACCACACGAGAGCAUAUAGCUAAAAUGAUAGCCGGCAACAACACGGAAAGUUCAAGAACACCGGUGACUAUAGAAAAGAUCUACCCAUAUUACGUGAAAGCACCUAGUGAUUCGAAUUCAAAACCUAUAAAGCAACUUUUGUCUGAAAAUAACUUCAUGAAUAUCACCAUCAUUUUGUCCAGAGACAAUACAACUAAAUCUAACAGUGAGUGGUGGGUUCUCAACCUGACUGGAAACAGAAUAUACAAUCAGCACGCUCAGGCCUUGGAACUGGUGGUCUUCAAUGACAAAGUCAGCCCGCCCAGUCUGAGGUUCCUGGCUGGCUAUGGUAUCAUGGGAUUGUAUGCUUCGGUUGUCCUUGUGAUUGGGAAAUUUGUCCGUGAAUUCUUCAGUGGGAUUUCUCACUCCAUCAUGUUUGAAGAGCUUCCAAAUGUGGACCGAAUUCUGAAGUUGUGCACAGAUAUUUUUUUAGUUCGAGAGACAGGGGAGCUGGAACUCGAGGAAGAUCUCUAUGCCAAAUUAAUAUUCCUGUACCGCUCACCAGAAACCAUGAUCAAAUGGACUAGAGAAAAAACAAAUUGAUGCUUUAAGACACAGACUGCAGAUCAAAUUAACAUUUGAAUUUAAAAAAAAGCACAAUAUCCUCAUAAGAGCUAAGCAUUUCUAGUUGGAUGGAAGUGGUUUCUCUUCUGACAGGUGGUCAAAAGGAGCUGACUUCCUUCUGCAGUCUAAGCUACCUUGUAAAUGAAGGCACUGUUGAAAAUGUUAUUUGUAAUUCCAUUUCUCCAAAAUCAGGGCUAUUUGUUUUAUGAUAUAGUCAACAGUGUCUUGCAUUCUGAUUGACGAUGCAAAGGAAUCAUUUAUGGGUCUCCUCCCUCAGAGAAACAGGAGAGAAGAAGGGAAAAGGAAAGUUGCCCAUGGUUUUCUGUGCGGAGCCCGCACACUUCCUGAAGAGAGGCUCUAGUUCAGUAGGUCGCACCCUGUUGCCAACGGGGAAGCUGCUGUGGGGAGAACAGAUGGGCCUCAGCACGCCCCGAAAAUACGCAAUAGCAAUAGGAGGCUGAAACUCCUGAAGAGAUUUCUGGG
Molecule: messenger RNA, 1558 nt
Organism: Neofelis nebulosa (Clouded leopard)
Lineage: Eukaryota; Metazoa; Chordata; Mammalia; Carnivora; Felidae
Product: piezo-type mechanosensitive ion channel component 2-like
Exons: 7
Coding region: 5-1054 (349 amino acids)
Biological process (GO): regulation of membrane potential; cellular response to mechanical stimulus; detection of mechanical stimulus
Cellular component (GO): plasma membrane
Molecular function (GO): mechanosensitive monoatomic ion channel activity; monoatomic cation channel activity
Source: RefSeq, a predicted model, not a curated record